Messenger RNA from Vanrija pseudolonga, 1692 nucleotides. Its product is annotated as Beta-hexosaminidase. The transcript has a single exon. NCBI's taxonomy places the organism in Eukaryota, Fungi, Basidiomycota, Tremellomycetes, Trichosporonales, Trichosporonaceae. Gene Ontology annotation, molecular function: beta-N-acetylhexosaminidase activity. The record is from RefSeq and is a predicted model, not a curated record. Gene Ontology annotation, cellular component: membrane. The coding region runs from base 1 to 1692 and encodes 563 amino acids. Gene Ontology annotation, biological process: glycosaminoglycan metabolic process; carbohydrate metabolic process.
AUGCCGAGCCUACCCCUCCUCGUCGUCCUCCUCGGCCUGCUGGCACACGCCGCGGCCACGUCCUCCCCGCUCAAUCUCCUCCCGCAGCCCACCCACUCGAGCAUAGGCAACACGACGACCUGCCUCGACCCGGGCUUCAGCAUCUCCUUCUCGGCGCAUGCGCCUGCCGACCUGCGCGCGGCCGCGACCCGCGCAACCCGCGCGAUCCGCGCGUCGAAGAUGCGCUACCUCUCGCCCACUUACGGUGCCGAGUUCUUCCCGGCCACCGGAGGCUGCACGCACUGGGUCAAGUCGCUCACUGUCGCCGUCAGCGACGCCGCGCCGAUCGCGGCCCACGCUACGCGCAAGGCCGAGGCCCGCGUUGAGGGGUACAACCUCACUCUGCCGACCGACGGGGAGGCGCAGAUCGCGGCAGACACGGCCCUCGGCGCGUUCCGCGGCCUCACGUCGUUCCAGAACCUGUGGUACCGCCACAACAACGACAUCUACGCGCCGUUCGCGCCCUACUCCAUAGCCGAUAGCCCGCAGUUCCCCUGGCGCUCGCUGCUGCUCGACACGUCGCGCAACUUCUUCGACCCGGCGACCCUGCGUGACAUGCUCGACGCAAUGGCGCGCGUCAAGCUCAGCGUGUUCCACUGGCACCUGACCGACUCGCAGUCCUGGCCGCUGCGGCUGAACGCGAUGCCCGAGCUCGCCGACAAGGGGGCGUAUGAGCCGAGCAAGGUUUACUCCGAGGCGGAUGUGCGCCAGAUCACCGCGUACGCUAACGCGCGCGGGAUCGACGUCGUGCUUGAGAUCGACACGCCGGGACACACCGCCAGCCUGUGGUACUCGCACCCCGAGCUCAUCGCGUGCCAUGCCGCCUCGCCGUGGGGGGACUAUGCGAACGAGCCGCCCGCUGGCCAGCUGCGCUUCGCGGACCCGAACGUCACGGCGUGGACGGCGCAGCUGUUCACCAACGUCAUCCCGCUCACCAGCUCUGCUUACUUCGGCACCGGGGGCGACGAGCUCAACGUGAACUGCAUGAUGAGCGACGCGGCGACGAACGCGACCCUCGCCGCCAAGAACAUCACGCUGCAGGAGGCGCUGGCGCAGUUCACACAGGGCACGCACAAGACGCUGCUCGAGCACAAGCGCUCCCCGAUGGUGUGGGAGGAGAUGGUGCUCGACCACGGCGACCUGGGCCUGAGCAACGACACGGUCGUCGACGUGUGGAUCUCGUCGGCCAACACGAGCGCGGUAGCGGACAAGGGGUACAAGCUGGUGCACGCGAGCUCGGACUACUUCUACCUCGACUGCGGGCGCGGCGAGUGGAUCAACCAGGACGGCGGCGCAAACUCGUGGUGCGACCCGUUCAAGAACUGGCAGCUCAUGUACUCGUUCGACCCGUACAACAACAUUACGGACGCACAGCGCGCGCUCGUGCUCGGCGGCCAGGCGAGCCUGUGGGCCGAGCAGGCCGACGCGAGCAACUACGAGACGGUGCUCUGGCCGCGGGCGGCGGCGCUCGCCGAGCUCUUCUGGACCGGGUCGGCCAACACGGGUAACGCGUCGUUCCCGCGCUCGGCGCUCGACGCUCUCCCGCGCAUGCACGACGCGAGAUUCAGACUGCUCGACGCCGGUGUGGCGUCUACGCCGUUGGCGCCGGAGUGGUGUGCCCUGCGUCCUGGCGCGUGCGACCUCACGUCGUAG